This is a messenger RNA of Tripterygium wilfordii, 1051 nucleotides long. RefSeq names its product ethylene-responsive transcription factor 4-like. The record is from RefSeq and is a predicted model, not a curated record. Bases 78 to 698 code for a protein of 206 amino acids. Gene Ontology annotation, molecular function: DNA-binding transcription factor activity; DNA binding. The transcript has a single exon. Gene Ontology annotation, biological process: regulation of DNA-templated transcription. Lineage: Eukaryota; Viridiplantae; Streptophyta; Magnoliopsida; Celastrales; Celastraceae.
AACACUUUUCCUUCUUUUCCCCCAACUCACCCAACAUUACAUACACAACCAACGAGACAAAAGAAAGAGGCAAAUCAAUGGCUCCAAGAGAGAAGCCCACCCAAUCCGUGAACCAAAACCCAAACGCCUCCAAGGAGAUCCGUUACCGCGGCGUUAGGAAGCGUCCCUGGGGCCGAUAUGCGGCCGAGAUCCGGGAUCCGGGGAAGAAGACCCGGGUCUGGUUAGGCACUUUCGAUACAGCUGAAGAGGCGGCGCGUGCAUACGACGCUGCCGCACGUGAGUUCCGCGGCGCCAAGGCCAAGAUUAAUUUCCCUUUCUCAACUGUGGAGUUCGCCCGCAGCCCCAGCCAAAGCAGCACCAUUGAUUCCUCCUCUCCUCCGCCUGAGAUAACGCACCUCGACCUCACUCUUGCCAGUAACCCUAACCUCUUCGGCGGCGCGUAUUUCGCCCCUCCGACGGUUGCCCACCCAACAGCCUUCUUCGACUCCUCCGCGCCGCUCGUAGGCCGUUACGGUUCUGUUAGUCCGACAUUUAAGGCGGCUGUUGGAGGCGGGGCCCACAGCGACUCUGAUUCGUCGUCAGUCGUUGAUUUUGAAAAUUUGGGUCAAGAUCUGGAGCUUGGUGGUCCAUGUAAAUCCAAGAGUGAAGGAUCAUCGCUGGAUCUUGAUCUUAACCUGCCCCCACGUGAAUUGGCCUGAUCAUACACCCGGCUUUUGUUUGUACGGCGAUGGAAUAUUUAUGAAACGACGUCGUUUGAUUGCUAUUUUCUUUCACGUAACCGCAAGAGCAGGAUUUUGUACAUAGACAUAACUGAGGAUGUGCGACUGUGUGUGUCGUUUGUUUUUUGCAACUGAUGAGGAACUUUGAUUUUCUCAUUGUUGUUCGUUCGUUACUCUUUAACGUUAAACAUGUUUUAGUUAUCCUCUUAUCAAGAUCAAAGAUCCUCUUGUCAGUUGGAUCUCGUUUGUCUGCUGAGAGAAAACAAAGGAAAAUGAACCCAAAUUUUUUCUCUUUCUGAUUAAUCAAAUGGAAUCCAUAAUCUUGGCCAUAA